Odobenus rosmarus divergens (Pacific walrus) is the source of this 1440-nucleotide messenger RNA. Its product is annotated as ectonucleotide pyrophosphatase/phosphodiesterase family member 7-like. Lineage: Eukaryota; Metazoa; Chordata; Mammalia; Carnivora; Odobenidae. The record is from RefSeq and is a predicted model, not a curated record. The coding region runs from base 1 to 1440 and encodes 479 amino acids. The transcript has 6 exons.
AUGACAGGGCUCGGGGUCCUGACACUGCUGCUGCCUGCCCUGCUGAGCUGGGCCAGCUGCCACCCUGUCCCCGGGAGGAAGAACUUCAACAAGCUGCUGCUGAUCUCCUUCGAUGGCUUCCGCUGGGACUACGACCAGGAUGUGGACACCCCCAACAUGGACCACCUAGCCCGGGAGGGCGUGAAGGCCAAGUACCUAACACCACCCUUUGUGACAAUGACCUCCCCAUCCCACUUCACCACCAUCUCCGGUCGCUGGAUUGAAGAUCACGGAGUCAUUCACAACAUGAUGUUUAAUACAGAGACACAAUGGAAGUUCUCCCACAAAACGACACAGAACAAGACUGAGUGGUGGGACAAUGGUGUUCUCCCCCUCUGGAUCACAGCCCAGAGACAGGGGAAGAAGACAGCAUCAUUCCACUAUCCUGGAGGAGGUGUGAAGUACAAAGGGGAGGCUGUCCAGCGGUCCCUGGUGGAGUCUUACACUCACCCAGACAGCAACGAGACAGAGUGGAGGGAGAACAUCGAUAUUGUCAUGAGCUGGUUCACUAAGGAAGACUUUGACUUUGUGACUCUGUACUAUGGAGAGCCAGAUAACAUGGGACACAAAUUUGGGCCUGAGACGGAGAACAGAAGGGUGAUUAUUCAGCAAAUCGACAGAACCAUCGGGUACCUGGUGGAAGCCAUUGAGAGACACAGCUUGACCAACCACCUCAAUGUCAUCAUCACAUCAGACCACGGCAUGACCACAGUAAAAAAGAAGCCCAACGUCACUGAGAUCCUCUUGACUAACUACAUCAAGUUCAGGGACUUGGUCAAGUUUGAUAUCGUGGACUAUGGUGGCAUGGGGAUGCUCCUGCCCAAACCAGGGCAAGAGGAAGCCGUUUACCAAGCACUGAAGAAUGCACACCCUCACCUCAAUGUGUACAAGAAGGAGGAAUUCCCAGAACGCUUCCAUUUUGCUAAACACAAGCGGGUCCUGCCAAUAGUGAUGUAUGCCGACUCUGGUUAUAACAUCAAUGGGCGAUUUAUAAUAUAUUUCAACAAAGGAGAUCAUGGCUUUGAUAAUGCCGACAUGGACAUGAAGACCAUAUUCAGAGCUUUUGGGCCAGAUUUCAAGAAGAAUCACCUAGCUGAGCCUUUUGACAGCAUCCACAUCUACCCACUCAUGUGUAAGCUCCUGGGGGUUACCCCUGAACCCCACAAUGGCUCCCUGGCAGUCACCCAGGAAAUGCUUAUGGACUCAUAUGACCAGCAGCCAGGAGCGGAGACACAGAGGACAUUGGCUCUCCAAAAGACAGUGUUUGGUCUCGCGAUUGUCACAGGAGUUCUUGCAGUUCUGUUUGUUGCUAGCGUGACAUACACAGCCAUUCAUCGGAAAAAGAAGCAGAGAGCUGAUCAAAACAGCAAAAGUGAACCAAUCCGCCUGGCCCAGUUCUGA